AUGUUUAACCACUCACAUCAGGUCCACUAUGAUUUUGGACUGCGUAACAUUCUGUCGGUACUUCGAACUCUUGGUUCAGAGAAAAGGUCAAGGCCGGAGGACACUGAGAACACAAUUGUCAUGAGAGUCUUGAGGGAUAUGAACCUAUCUAAACUGGUAGAUACGCAAGAAGGGCUGUUA
Lymnaea stagnalis (great pond snail) is the source of this 180-nucleotide messenger RNA. The record is from the annotation of a GenBank genome assembly. NCBI's taxonomy places the organism in Eukaryota, Metazoa, Mollusca, Gastropoda, Lymnaeidae.